GCUUUUCCUGUUUUGUCUAGGUGGGAUGGCCUCAUCAGAGCAGCGGGUCGUGUGUGUGGGGCUCAUCUGCUUCGACAUGAUCACUGUAUGCGACGGCUUUCCACUCGAAGAUACCGACACGCCCUGCAGGGAGCAGCACUGGGCGCGCGGCGGAAACGCGUCGAACAACUGCACGGUGCUGCGGCAGCUCGGCGUGCCGUGCGAACUCGUGGGCACCCUCGCGGCCGACGACGCCGCCAAGUUCCUACGCGACGACCUCUCCACGUGUGGCAUCCCUCACGACCGCUGCGUCGAGGACCCCGCGGGGGCGACGCCCACCGCCUUCAUCAUCAUCAACGCCCUCAACGGCUCGCGCACGAUACUGCACGAGAGCACGCGCGCCUCGGAAGUGACGGCGGCGCAGUUCGACGACGUCGACUUGCGGGGGUGCGGCUGGGUGCACUUCGAGGGCCGAUCGCGAAACGUGGCGGAGAUGCGCGAGAUGGUGGCGAGGAUUCGCCGCGACGACGCCGCAGACUCCAUCGUCGUGUCUGUCGAGCUCGAGAAGCCGCGGCGCGAGAUGGAGCAGCUUCUCCCGCUCGGAGAUUUCGUCUUCGUCGGCAAGGAGUUUGCCGUCUUCAGCGGGUACGAGUCGAUGCGGGCGGCGGUCGAGGGCCUGCGGGAGAAAGUCCGCGGUGGCGCCACCGUCAUUUGUCCGUGGGGAGAAGAGGGUGCUUGUGCGAGCACGUCUGAUGGCACGGUGUUCACGGCCGCAGCCGAGCCGCCGGAAAAGGUCGUGGACACGAUUGGGGCGGGCGACACUUUCAUAGCAGCCUGCAUCGCGCAGCUGUACAAAGGCGCCUCUGUGGAGGCGGCCAUUCAAGCAGGAUGUCGGGUGGCAGGUGCAAAGUGCGGCCAGAUGGGACUCAAGGACCUGAAAUUACCUCCUCCUUCACCCCUCUGCAAACCACGUGAGGGGACAAUUAAUUUAAAUCUCUAG
This is a messenger RNA of Priapulus caudatus, 979 nucleotides long. Its product is annotated as ketohexokinase-like. The transcript has a single exon. Lineage: Eukaryota; Metazoa; Priapulida; Priapulimorpha; Priapulimorphida; Priapulidae. The record is from RefSeq and is a predicted model, not a curated record. Bases 26 to 979 code for a protein of 317 amino acids. Gene Ontology annotation, molecular function: ketohexokinase activity. Gene Ontology annotation, biological process: fructose metabolic process.